AUGGAGCUCCCUCCGCCUGUCAUGGACCCGCCUCCGCCUGUCGUGGACCUUCAUCCGGUGCUGACUCCCGAGCAGUUGGGGACCAUUCAAGGUGAUAUCUGGACCAAAGGUUUCCCAAAAUACCAUGAGACCUACUACUUUUUCUCAAUCAAGACAGGCAAAGCAAGCCUCUUUUCUCAACGUCUGAAGGUCUUGGCGACGCAGACGCCACCACUCAUUUCAAGUUUGAAGAAAGCUCGUGAUGACCACAACUUCAUAUCCAUGGAAAGGGAGAAAUAUAUUACAGCAGAGAAGCUCAAAGGGAUUCCAAAAAAGGAGAUACAUCCUCCGACUGUGCCUAUUGCGAAUGCCCUGAUUGCCUUUACAAGCAAAGGCCUAAAGGCCAUACAAGACGAUUCUCCUUCGAAAAACCUAGGUUUGCUUGAUAUUGAAGACACAGACCCGGCAUUUGUUGCGGGAAUGUCGUCAGAUAAAGUCCGCACCACCCUAAACGACCCUGCUACCAAAAAGUGGGAUGUUCUCUUUCAAUCGACCAAAAUUCAUGGAUUGCUCAAGAUUGCCGGAAGCUCUCCGGAGAUGGUCAAGGAACGCCUGAUGAGGAUCCAGGUGACUCUGAAGCACGGCGAAGCCAUUGAAGAUGCCGCGCCUACAGAUUCUCAAGUUGUCGGCUGGACCAGGCCCAAUGAUCGUGGCAAAGAACACUUCGGGUUUGAGGAUGGAAUCUCCCAGCCACGGAUGAAUGGAAUUGAUUCUCCUGACCCAGCGCCGGAGCCGAAUAUGAAUACUGCGCAAGAACUUCUCAUUGUGACAGACAAGACCGCCUCCGAGAAUCAGGAUGUUCGGCGCCCUGCGUGGAUGCAAAAUGGAUCCUUUCUCGUUUUUCGCAAGCUCGAGCAAGAUGUUGCUGCUUUUGAGUGCCUUACAAAAAAAUACUGGGCGGCCACGAAAUGUGAAAGCCAAGAGCAGAUGGGUGCCAAACUCAUGGGAAGGUGGCAAAGUGGAGCUCCAAUUGCCACCUUUGAAACAAAAGACACGGCAGAUCCGGGGAAAGCGAAGGUGAUGAACAACUUUGUUUACGGUGCUGAAUCACCAUGCCCUGUAUCCGCACAUAUUCGAAAGACCAAUAUCCGGGAAAAGCUUGACGGUAAUGAGCCUGAUCAGAGGUGUCGUCGCACGAGAAUGAUCCGCAACGGGAUCCCAUAUGGACUUGACUAUAAGGGACACGAAAAUGACGGAUCGACGCGUGGACUCUUGUUUGCAUGCUACCAAGGUCAUAUUGAGGAUUCCUUCCAGCACAUGCAGGCGAGUUGGAGCAAUGAACCAACGUUCCGCAAUGCCGACUUUGGUCAUGACCCAAUAAUUGGCCAGGUCCCGGAUUCGUCUGAGGGGAAGCCUGGAAAACUGAAAACUUCCUUUCUCGGCAGCGACAAGAGUCUGCAAACCGUAGAAUUCGCUCCACUGGUGACUUUAAAAGGUGGUGAGUACUUCUUCGUGCCACCCAUCUCAGCUUUGAGCACACCCUUGGGUUCCGACGCGCCCGCCACCGGGCCCAGCACACGUACGGCCUAA
This is a messenger RNA of Endocarpon pusillum Z07020, 1569 nucleotides long. RefSeq lists its product as uncharacterized. The record is from RefSeq and is a predicted model, not a curated record. The coding region runs from base 1 to 1569 and encodes 522 amino acids. NCBI's taxonomy places the organism in Eukaryota, Fungi, Ascomycota, Eurotiomycetes, Verrucariales, Verrucariaceae. Gene Ontology annotation, cellular component: cytosol. Gene Ontology annotation, molecular function: peroxidase activity; heme binding. The transcript is spliced from 4 exons.